AUGAAAAUUGCUUUUUACUUUCCAAAUUUAAUACUUAGUACCAAUGAUGAUUGGAGUGAUCAAUCAAUUAAUGAAGUAAAUAUACAAGAGGAAGCUUAUGUAUACAACCAUCAAGCACAUCUAAAAAAACUAGAAAAUCUUUUUCGUGAAAAAAAAGAGAUGUGUUUAAUAGAAGAAUCAAUUUUAAAACAUAAAGAUAUUGUUUUAAGUUUCGAUAAUUUUAUUGAAGAUUUUUAUUCAUAUUUUUUAAUUAAUAAGACAAAUCUUUCUAAAAGGGAAUUAGAAAAUGUUAAAGAAGCAUCAGAAAAUAUUUUUAAGGAAUAUAAUAAUUUAGAAGAUAUUUUAAAGUAUUUUGAUGAUAAAAUUGCUAAAAUCUCCAAAAGUAUAAAUAGUGAAUUUUUAAGAUUAAUUAAAGGUUCAGCAAAUUUUGAUAUGAAAUUAUCAAUAAAUUGUGUUUUAGAAAAAACAGAAGAUAAUGAUGAGAUUUAUGAAAUUCUUUGUGAUUUAAAGUGUUUUUAUCAAGAUGCUGCAAUAAUCAAGGCGUUUGUAAAUAAUAAAGAUGAUUUUAGGUUUAUUUAUGAACUAUUAAAUGACACAAUUCAAAGUGAAAAUGAUUUAGAAUUCACUGAUCAAUUUAACAAACAAUUUUUAAAAAAGUAUGGUUUUAGAAAUGAUUCAGAAUUUUUAAGUAUUGUAAAUGAGAUUAGUGAUUUAAUUUGUUGUUUUUAUGGUUUGAAAUUUGAAUAUAAUUCACAAGAAACUAAACAAUCGAUAAUUAAAAAAUCUUAUAUGUUAGAUUAUUUAAUAUUAAGUAUCAAAAGUAAAAAAAAUUUAGAUAGUAAAAAGACAAUAAGCUUCUUAGAAUUUGCUGAAGGGUUAUUAGCUAUUUUUUUAAAGAAUAAACAAGAGUUUCUUUUUAAAAAGAUUUAUCCUCAAGAAGAUAAUUAUUAA
Messenger RNA from Hepatospora eriocheir, 951 nucleotides. The record is from the annotation of a GenBank genome assembly. NCBI's taxonomy places the organism in Eukaryota, Fungi, Microsporidia, Hepatosporidae.